CCCCCCCCCCCCCCCCCCCUCUCUCUAUCUGCGACGAAGACGAAGCUUCUGGAAGAAAAGUAUGUGCGAUAAUGUGGAAGAAUGUGCUUCGUGAAUGCCAAGGCUUGUUUCUUGUGGUGAGGCACUACUCCAGGAUUGCUCCUCCACGCCCUGCCUCAGCUGCACCAGUCAUCCGGGUGUCCAACAAUGUAGCCCAGUUGGGAUCCCCCAAAGAGGGUCCAAAGCCUCGACAGCUACUGUCAUUGCCCCCAUUCCCUGCUCAUCCUUUGCCUGGAAAGAGCUUGGUUAAUGUGUCUGGGCUGCCCACUCAUGUCACUGCUAUCAGUUGGAUCAAGUAUUACUUUGACGAAAUCCCUGGCUCUGUGGUUCAGUCUCAUUUCAACAAGGGCCUCGUGCAUAUGGAACGUUCAAACUUGGAUGAUUCAUCUCUAGAAAAAGAAGGACAAAUAAAGCCCCUGAGAAAGAUUAAGCCUAAUGAGGUAAUGGAGGCGGGCACAAGAAUUUAUGUACCAGUAUCAGUUGCUGAGGCAAGGAUUUCCAAGAGAUUUGACACUAUCCCAAGUGGAACUCUACAUCCAAACGCUGAUGAGAUAGAGUAUUUGCAAAGGCUUGUCACGUACAAGGACCCUGCUAUACUUGUGCUAAAUAAGCCUCCCAAAGUGCCACUCAAGGGGAACCUUCCAGUUCAUAACAGUAUGGAUGCCUUGGCAGCUGCAGCAUUGACUUUUGACUAUGAGGAAGGUCCUAAGUUGGUGCAUCGUCUUGAUAGAGAAAGCAGUGGUCUUUUAUUAAUGGGGAGAACGAAGGAGAGUGUGGCUCAUCUUCAUUGGUUGUUCAGUGACAUAAAUAAAGCAAAAUCCCCAUCUAAGGCUUGGGACAAUGCAUGUGAAGCAACAUGUCAAAGGUAUUGGGCAUUGGUCAUAGGCUCUCCCAAGCAAAAGGAAGGUGUAAUCCAUGCCCCUCUUUCAAAGGUGCUUCUUGAUGAUGGGAAGACUGAAAGGGUCAUUUUGGCUAAUCAGUCAGGUUUAGAAGCUUCCCAAGAGGCUAUAACUGAAUAUCGUGUUAUGGGUCCAAUGAUAAAUGGUUGCUCAUGGAUUGAACUGUGUCCACGCACUAGUCGGAAGCAUCAGCUCCGAGUCCAUUGUGCUGAAGCUCUUGGCACGCCAAUCGUGGGUGACUACAAAUACGGGUGGUUUGUUCACCGGAGAUGGAAGCAAAUGCCCAGAGUCGACCUUGAGCCAACAACCGGGAAACCCUACAAGAUGCGCAGGCCGGAAGGCUUGGAUGUUCAAAAGGGAAGCGUGUUAUCAAAGGUCCCCCUGCUGCAUCUGCAUUGCAGAGAGCUUAUACUUCCCAACAUCGCGAAGUUCCGCCCCAUUUUGGAUCUGAAACCCGAAAACCAAAACCAGUAUCCCAAGCUCAGCUCGAAGCCAGAUAUUCUUCGGUUUGUUGCAUCAAUGCCGAACCACAUGAAAAUUAGUUGGAAUCUCAUGUCCUCCUAUCUGGUAUGAAGAGAAUGCAGGAGAGUUGCGUGUAUUUAUUUUAUGGACUUCAGUUGUGGUUUGUAGGAUUGAUUGAAAGGUUUAUUAGUUUACUUUAGGGAUGUCAAUGGGAUGGGUUCGGUUCGGGUUCGGGUCCUAUUUGAAUCCGAUUAUUUAAAUGUAUUUCUAUCAAUCCCAAGCCCAAAUUAGUAGAGUUUAGGUUGGUUACCUCACCCUUCAGGAAAAGAAAAAA
Messenger RNA from Vitis riparia (riverbank grape), 1734 nucleotides. Its product is annotated as RNA pseudouridine synthase 3, mitochondrial. Gene Ontology annotation, molecular function: RNA binding; pseudouridine synthase activity. The coding region runs from base 72 to 1511 and encodes 479 amino acids. NCBI's taxonomy places the organism in Eukaryota, Viridiplantae, Streptophyta, Magnoliopsida, Vitales, Vitaceae. The transcript is spliced from 10 exons. The record is from RefSeq and is a predicted model, not a curated record. Gene Ontology annotation, biological process: pseudouridine synthesis.